Lagenorhynchus albirostris (white-beaked dolphin) is the source of this 417-nucleotide messenger RNA. Its product is annotated as KRAB domain-containing protein 5-like. Gene Ontology annotation, biological process: regulation of DNA-templated transcription. NCBI's taxonomy places the organism in Eukaryota, Metazoa, Chordata, Mammalia, Artiodactyla, Delphinidae. The record is from RefSeq and is a predicted model, not a curated record. The transcript is spliced from 2 exons.
AUGGCAGCUUCUCAGGGACUGUUGACAUUCCAGGAUGUAGUCAUAGAAUUUUCCCAGGAUAAAUGGGAAUUUCUGGACAGCACUCAAUGGGAACUGUACAGGGAUGAGAUGUUAGAGAACUAUAAAAACCUGGUCUCCUUGGGUCCUGUCUCUAAGCCAGACCUGGUCACCUUUAUGGAGCAAAAGAAGGGUCCCUAGGAUGUGAAGGGAAUGGAGACAAUAGCCAUACACCCAGGAACUGGGGACCCCACCCAGGAGGAGGAUGCUGAAUUGCCCAUUAAGGGGUAUUUGGAAGGGAGUGAGGAAAACGGGAUGAGCCACCUCCACUCUCUUAGGCCUUCUGUUGCUGUUGCCCAACCCCCUCUUCCAGUGAUGGCUCCAAAGACAUUUCUACAGAAGCUGGAGAGAAGAUCUUGA